AUGAGUGACGACAAGUACUAUACUUUAGCCGAGGGCUGUCCCUUCGCAAGCAAUGCAACAGCUCUUUUGAUGCGUGGAAAGCAAGGAAGUGGGCUCGGCUUGCUUCAGGAUACUCAGCUUAUUGAGACCUUGGCCCAUUUCUCUCGCGAGAGAAUCCCAGAGAGAGUCGUUCACGCCAAAGCUGUCGGAUCCUACGGAGAAUUCGAAGCCACCCGUGACUGUUCCGACUUCACCAGCGCCAGCUUUCUCAACAAGGUCGGAAAGAAGACGCCUAUGCUUCAGCGCGUAUCAACGGUUGGCCCCGAAUCUGGAUCUGCUGAUACUUCCCGUGAUGUGCACGGGUGGGCCAUGAAGUUUUACACCGAUGAAGGAAACCAGGAUUUCGUUUUCAACAAUACUCCUGUUUUCUUUAUUCGCGACCCUAUCAAGUUUCCUUCUAUGAACCGCUCUCACAAGCGACACCCUCAAACUCAUCUUCCCGACGCAAACAUGUUCUGGGAUUUCCAUGUCGGCAAUCCUGAGGGUAUCCAUCAACUUCUGGUUCUGUUCAGUGACCGUGGCACUCCGAAGUCAGUUCGCUACAUGAGCUCGUACAGUGGACACACCUAUAAGUUCACUAAGGCAGAUGGCUCUUUUAAAUAUGCGAAAAUCCAUAUGAAAACGCAGCAAGGAAUUGAAAACCUCUCUUCUCAAGAAGCUACCAGAAUCGCCGGGGAGGAUCCUGAUUUUAUGAUUCGCGAUAUGUUCGAGGCAAUUGAGAGGGGUGACUACCCAACCUGGAACGUUUACGUCCAACUGAUGAGCCCUGAAGAAGCGGAGAAAUACAAGUGGAACAUCUUCGAUAUGACCAAGGUUUGGCCACAUACGGACUUCCCUCUGCAACAGAUCGGCCGUGUUACCAUGAACCGCAACCCACAAAAUUACUUCGCCGAUAUCGAACAAGCGGCAUUUUCACCCUCGACAAUGGUCCCUGGAAUCGCUGCCUCCGCUGAUCCAGAUUAA
Penicillium cosmopolitanum is the source of this 1002-nucleotide messenger RNA. RefSeq names its product catalase. The record is from RefSeq and is a predicted model, not a curated record. Gene Ontology annotation, cellular component: cytoplasm; mitochondrion; peroxisome. Gene Ontology annotation, biological process: response to hydrogen peroxide; hydrogen peroxide catabolic process. Lineage: Eukaryota; Fungi; Ascomycota; Eurotiomycetes; Eurotiales; Aspergillaceae. Gene Ontology annotation, molecular function: heme binding; catalase activity. The transcript is spliced from 10 exons. Bases 1 to 1002 code for a protein of 333 amino acids.